This is a messenger RNA of Stegastes partitus (bicolor damselfish), 414 nucleotides long. RefSeq names its product sulfide:quinone oxidoreductase, mitochondrial-like. The transcript is spliced from 3 exons. NCBI's taxonomy places the organism in Eukaryota, Metazoa, Chordata, Actinopteri, Pomacentridae. The annotation marks the transcript as partial. Gene Ontology annotation, molecular function: FAD binding; sulfide:quinone oxidoreductase activity. The record is from RefSeq and is a predicted model, not a curated record. Gene Ontology annotation, cellular component: mitochondrion.
GUGUAAAGUGCCAGUCCUGCUUUAGAACAGAGGAGAAAAGAGGUCGGCCAGAGUUUCUCUCCUCCCUCCAAGCAUAUUGGAUUAAUCAACGGCAAAACGGACGCUUAACAGUGGUGCUGGUCAAGACACAGAAUGGCUGCCCUGCGUCGACUGAGGAAAUGCCCCUCCACAGGUAUCGUUAUCUCUCAUCUUCACACCAGCAGCCGUGCCUCUGCCAAACAGCAUUACAAAAUGCUUGUGCUUGGAGGAGGGAGUGGGGGCAUCACAAUGAGUGCACGGAUGAAGAGGAUGAUGGGAGCUGAGAAUGUGGCUGUUGUGGAGCCCAGUGAGAUGCACUACUAUCAGCCAAUAUGGACCCUGGUUGGUGCUGGUGCAAAAUCUGUCGCCUCGUCAGGUCGUCCCACUGCAAGUGUU